ACGCCUUUCUGUUAUGGUGUUAUUGAUAGUAUUCACAUUUGAUUUUCUGUCUGUGUGGAUGAUUUUCGGAGGAUUGUUUAUUGUAUGCACAUGAUCAAAAUGAAACUGUGGUUCUAAAUAUGUAUAUGCUUUCUCUUGUUACCUCAUUUUGUUUGGUGAGUUUUUUAGUCAGUUCGUUGCCUUUUCCCCUGCAGCUACUUAACCAAUCUCUGGCUUUAAUCCUUAUUUUUUCUCCUUGUUUUGCAGCAGUUUCGUAUCUGAGGGCCGAGUAUGGAUUCUGAACCAACUAAUUGGCUGAAGAAAACGGCCAAAAGGCCAGGAGAAUGGUUUAAUCCUGAAAGGUCUGCAAAGAGGUCGCGUCCACGUGAAGAUAGAAAUCCUGAAAGUUCUGAAAAGAGAUUCAGGGUUCUUCUGCCUAAUGGAACCAUUGUGGAUCUUAAAAUCCGUCACAUUGGUGGUAUAAUGCCAAUCCAGGUGUUCACUGAUUUGUUGAAGUUGAAGUGUCCAGCCGUUCUAACAGAACAGAGGAGAAUUGAAUGGAAAAGUGGGGAUUUGCAUUUUGUGGAUGCUUUUGAGAAUAAGAUUAGAAGUGAACUUGAUCUUACGAAAUAUAAGCCAAAUGACUGUCACUUUUUAAGGCUGAAGGAUGGAUCUUCUGAAGCCGAUACGUAUGAGAACAUGUGGGACUUAACCCCGGACACGGAUUUGCUUAAGGAGCUACCAGAAGAGUAUACCUUUGAAACUGCUCUAGCUGACUUGAUCGAUAAUUCAUUGCAGGCUGUGUGGUUGAACGAGAAAAAAGAGAGGAAGUUAAUUAGGGUAAAAGUUUCAGAAAACAGUAUUGAAAUCUUUGAUACAGGCCCAGGAAUGGAUGGAAGUCCUGAAAACUCAAUUGUGAAGUGGGGAAAGAUGGGGGCAUCUUUGCAUAGAUUAGCGAGAGAAAAAAGCAUAGGAACCAAACCGCCAUACUUAACGCCUUACUUCGGCAUGUUUGGCUAUGGAGGACCCAUUGCAACAAUGCACUUAGGAAGGCGUGCUGUAGUAUCCUCCAAGACGAAGAAAUCAGAGAAAGUGUACAAAUUACAUUUGGAAAGAGAAGCUUUACUGAACUCCAAUCCAGAAAAGACUUGGAGGACAAAAGGUGGUUUAAGAGAUCCCAUGAGAGGUGAACUGUCAGAAGCACCACAUGGAAGUUUCACAAAGGUUACAAUUUUUGAGCCUAGACUGGGAGGUGUGAACCUAGAGAAACUCCAAUGCAAGCUGAAGGACAUCUAUUUCCCAUACAUUCAGUGUGAUGAAUUAUCCAGGAGAGGAAGAACUGAAAAGCCAGUUGAGUUCCAGGUAAAUGGCAUCGACUUGGCAGAAGUAUUAAGUGGAGAGGUAGCACUUACAAACAUACACUCAUGCAAUGGACCAUCAUUUGUUGUACAAUUACGCUUCACCAAGGAGACAAGCCAAAAUGUAUCAUCUUCAAGCGCUGCAUCUAGAGCAUCCGGAGAAGCAAAUGCAUGUCUCAAAUGCGUUUAUUUCCCUAUCAUCGAGGGCAAAGAGAGCAUUGACAGUAUACUGGAGAAACUAGAACAAGAUGGAUGCGGCAUUACUGAAAACUUCAAGAGUUUCAGUCGUGUUUCUGUUCGUCGACUAGGACGUCUACUUCCAGAUGCACGUUGGGCAUGGCUUCCAUUUAUGGAGCCCAAGCAGAAAAAGGGAGUCAAGGGGCAAAUCUUAAAGAGAUGCUGCUAUCGAGUCAAAUGCUUCAUUGAUACUGAUGGUGGCUUCAACCCAACAACUUCUAAGACAGACUUGGCGCAUCAAAGUCCAUUUACCCUCGGCCUGAAAAGUUUUGGGAAGAAAGAUCUUGGCAAGGAGAAAGAUGUCCGUAUUGAAAUUAUCCACGAUGGGAAGGAAAUUAGUCUGUCAAAACUGGAGAAGCUAUAUGAAGACUGGAUUUCUAAUAUGCAUGAUCAGUUCGAUGAAGAAAUGGCCACUGGCAAUGAUGAAGCAGUGCUUAUAGUUGACCCUCCAAAUAACAAAGACCUUGGAAUCUCUUCUGAGGUGAUUAGGGUUCACAAACUUUUUUGGAGAAAAGAAGUAUUGUGGAGAUCUGGACAGAAGAUAAAGAUUCUUAAAGGAGCAUAUGCUGGCUUUCAUAGAACUGAUACAUAUGCUACUUUGGAGUAUAUUAUCCUUGAAGGUUGGCAAGGGGAUGCUGGAUGUGAAGCUCGGCUUAUUUGUAGGCCUAUAGAUGUCCCUGAUAAGGAUGGCUGUGUGAUCACUGAUGUUAAAGACAAUCCAACCAUCAGGCUGGGAAGCUCCAUCUCUCUGCCAGUUAGUGUCAUAGAUUGUGAUAAAUUCGUACCCAUUGAAGAUGCUGCGUGGGAUAACCAAAUUCAGAAGCGUAAUCAGAAAAUGCCGUCCUCUAUCGAGAUAUUGGGAGCCCGGGAUUGUCAUGAAUUAGGAUUUAGAGGGGCACUUCCUGACGAUGUAAUUGAUGCUGGUUGUGACCCUUCUGAGGAAAUUGUUGCGGUCAUUCGUCCUGCAUUUUUUAAUAGCACACCUUCCAAGAAUGGGGACAGGAUGCAAAUAGUUCAAGAAAAACAUCGAAUGAUGAUAGAAAUUAGAUACGUUGCUGAAAAUUCUGGUGCAGAUUAUGUAAAAGUCUUUUCCGGGGAAAUGACCCCAUCUUCACUGAAGGGUGUCCACGGCUUCUAUAUCUUUAAACUUAGGAAGGAGUUUCCUAAGUUAUUUGAACGAGCUGGUGUCUAUACAUUUUUUCUUUCCCUGAAAGACAAGAAAAAUGUACAUUGUGAGAGAAGUAUAAAUGUCAAAGCACUAUUGAAGGUCAAAAGUUGGCGACUGCUAGGUGAUAAGGAGAGUACAAAUUUCACUGCAAGGGCCGGUUCUUGUUUUCCGCCUUUCUCCAUUGCAUGCUUUGAUAAGUAUGACAAUCGCUUGCGGUUUCCUGCCAACCUCAAUGUGAAGAUGAAGGUGAUGAGUAGUUACAAAGGUUUCACUGCUCUGCUGAGCAAUAAGGAGGAGUUCAUUUCUUCUGACGAGCUAACGCUAACAAUAAAGGAUGUGCAGGUGGAAAGCUGUGACUUGGAUAAGAUUCGGCCAAGCUAUCGUGUCACCUUGUUUAUAUUUCCUCCAGAUGAAUUGCCUUCUGUAAUCAUUCCUAGUCAAGUGUUUCCUGGAGUUCCUAGACGUGUCUUAUUUGAUUCAGCAAAAUUCAUAAAGCAAUUGAUACCUGGGGAGAUCAUUAAGGACCUAGUUUUAGAGGUUUUUGAUGGCUAUGAUAAUCAUGUCAAAGAAAAUGAGUCUAUUCGCUUGCAAGUAGAUGGUUUCUAUAUAAAUGAUGAAAGAGGUUUGACUUUCAAGGCAAAUCAAAGUGGUUCUGUUGAUUUAUGCGAUCUUUUUCAAGUUGCACGGGGAUUUGGUGAGAGUGUUUCCUUCUCUGUGAUUUCGGAUCAUCAAACAAUUUUUAAGGAAGUGUUUCAAAUAGAAAGAAGAGAGCUCCGAGCUGCAUUUGGAAUGCCAAUACGUAUUGCUGCUGGCAGUCACUUGAAUAAUUUAAUAUUUGAGGUCGUAAAGAUGGAUGGUGAAGUGGAUAGAGAUAUCCACGGUGGUCACCACCAUAGUCUCACUAUUAGAUCAGAGUCGAUUGAUCUAGAUGAAUCGCUGACAUAUGACUUCCACUUAGGACGCUGCACUGUCCAAAAAAUUCCUCUUCCACAAAAGGAAGGAAAGUUCAACAUCAAAGCUACUCAUUCAAAUCAUCCAGAGCUUCAUCUGAAUGUGGAGGUGCAUAUCCUGAACCAAUUGCAUGAGCGUAAAGAUGGACCCUCACAAACAGAAGGAAAUAUCUUGUCCCACUCUUUCUUUGAUAAGCGGCUACAAUCUUCAGACAAAGGGCUUUUGCUUCUUCCAGCCCCGUCUACUCCUUCAGUUAUUGGGAACUUGAAAAAAUGCAUGACAAAUGAUCAUAAGCUUGAAAAUGUUCCACCUCAUGGUUCAGAAGGCCAUCGUCUGUCUUUCAAGGAAUCCUCUGGAUUAGGGCACUACAAUGAUGCCUUGCAUACACCUGCAGAAAGGAGUAUCAUGUGCCUACCAGACUCAACUUUCCCUUCUCAUGUUGAAAGUUUGGCUACUGAUAAUGUGCUUGAGGAUGAGCCUCUCGAGCAGUUGAGCCUGCAGGAGCUUGAGGACCAGAUUUUGCAAUAUGGUUCUUGCAUCAAAGAGCAUGAAGUGAAAAUAGAAUUUCUCAUUCUUCAGCAGUCCAAAAUUGAGGAAGACAUUUCCCACUUGAAAGGUAGUUUGGAUCUUGAUGAAAGACAUGAUAUCGAUUGCACAUACGAGAAAGAGUUAGUCAUGGAAAGAAUUGUUUCAAAAGUUGACACUGCUGCUGCUGUGUUAUGCCAAUUAUUUCAAUCAUCUUCUGAAGAGACAGACUGUGAUCUUCCAAAUGAUGUUAUUGGUGUUGUUGCAUGUCUUGGAUCAGUUUGCAGUAAUGAUAUCAGCAGGAUACUUGCACGAUAUUUGGGUGAAGAUCAAAUGCUUGGUAUUGUUUGCAAAUCUUAUGCAGAAGCAUCACGUUUUGAGAAGCAUGAAUCAGAUGGAACUGUAAAUAAUGCCUGUGGUCUUCAUGCCCUGGCAGCUAAACUUGGGAUGUCUAUAAAUAAGCAAUAUCUCGUAUUCUGCCUUGAGAACAUUAGGCCUUACACUGGGGAAGUUUCUACUGAUUCUGAGAGGAAACUUUUAUUACCAGCUCCCAUCAUGCCAAAUGGAAAUCCUCCCCCUGGAUUUCUGGAUUAUGCGGUGAACAUGAUAAACCUUGAUGUGCAUUAUCAGCGAUGGAUGACUCCUUCAGGUUAUGGUCUUCGGGAGACAUUAUUCUAUUGCCUAUUUGGUGAGCUACAAGUGUAUGAAAAUAGGAAAUAUAUGAACUGGGCAAACUCUUGCAUCAAAGAUGGCGCUGUCUCACUGGAUGGAGGAAUAUUGAAAGGAAAUGGAGUAUUAUCUCUUGGAUAUGGGGACGUAGCCAUACAGUUUCCUGUAGUUCCAAGUGAGUGCAAUAUGCAACUUUCCCACAGAAUGGUAGAAAUUAGAAAGCAGAUGGAGGGUAAGGAGGAAGAACUCAGAGAGGCGCACGAUCAGCUCACAAGAGAGCAGAAAGCCCGUGAAGAAGUACUGAAGAAGUUCAGAGUAAGGAAAGAGAGAUACGAGAAUGUGUUGGACAACAUUGAAAGAUCAUCCUCAGCUAUGCUAUGUAAAAUUCAGUUCGAAUAG
Oldenlandia corymbosa var. corymbosa is the source of this 5286-nucleotide messenger RNA. The record is from the annotation of a GenBank genome assembly. Lineage: Eukaryota; Viridiplantae; Streptophyta; Magnoliopsida; Gentianales; Rubiaceae.